GUCAUAUGUGCGAGCAGCUGAAAAAAGGGAAAAAAGGAAAAUAAGGAAAACAGCAAAACAGCGCAGCACGUACACUAUAUACGAAUUAUACAUACUACUACUUUCGGGUGCACACGGGAAGCACCGAGAAAUCGUGCCAGCCGAGUUAGUGCAGUGGCCGUGCCCGUGAUCGUAAAGGAAGUAUCAAAUCGAAUUCCUUUUCUUCCAACCACUGCUUCCUUACACUCGAUGGCGCUAGCAGGAGUUAACCGUACGGCCGGAGCAAACAUUCACGACGUCAGCUAGGAGGAAAACCGUGCGUGUGCUUGUGGUGUGUGGCCAUCGUUUCGCGGAAAAGGAUAGGCUGCCUGCUGUUUCGGGAACAGGUGUAUCUGAAUCAUUUUCCUGGAAGGACUGUGGUCCACUUUUCAGCACCCUCGAGCACGCAUUCCUGCGGAACGGAAGCGGAAGUGCUGCUAGCGGGUGGACAAAGGAAGUGCAUCAAAUUGUGUGGACCAAUUCCCAAACCCUACCCCCGCAGGGGUAGUAACUGUGUGCCAAUGUACGUACAAUCCGUGCGUGCGUAUACGUGUAUGUGACCGAAUCGGGGAGAGUUGGUUGAUUGUUUGCUAAAUUGUUGCGCCCUCACCCCCGGCCACUUUGACCGUAUCCGCACCGUGUUUAGGUCCGACAAGUCCGGGCUGGAUGAAGAAGCACAGCACAACGUAGGGUAAACGAAGAAAACCACAACCACAUCUCGCUUGCGUGCCAUCGGUGCAUUAUUGUGCGUGUUGAGUGUAAAAUUAGUGUGGUCGAGCGUGUGUGUGUGUGUGUGUGUGUUUGCGUGGGCUACAUGCCAAAGGUCAGACUGGGUGAAAACCCGCAUCUCAGUCCAGCUACUCCAAGCGCAGUUUGGAUGUAACAGCGUUCCCCAGCGUAUCGGCAGCAAACUCCUCGAGCAGCAGUACAUCUCCCCCCGACCGGAUUCGGAACAUCCUUUUCGGCACGAGACCACUGGCUCUCUCGCACUCGCGCUUGGCACGAUGGACGAACUGAGCGAAGCGGAACUACGGUACUACAAUGAUCUGUUCAAAAUCUGCAGCGAAACGGACGGUGCGGGGAAAAUUCCGGCCCUUAAAGCUACCUCACUGUUCCGUUCGGCCAAUCUGUCCAACGAAACCAUCAACAAGAUUACGGCACUGGCUGGCAUCCCGCAGACGGCGCUCCAUUUUUCCCGACAACAGUUUUACGGCUGUCUCAAGCUAAUCGCCGCCUUCCAGGCAGCCGUGCCACUGCGUGAAGAAAUCCUCACCACCUCGGUCAACCUGCCGCUGCCCCAGUUCAGUUGGAUCGAUCCAGUGACAGGACCGGCCGGUGCUUCGGACUCUUCUACCAUCAGCUCGAGCGUUUCCGCUUCCGUUGCUGCCGGUGGCGGUAGCCAGACGGGCACACUGGAACGAAAUGGCUACUCGGAGGUAAACAAUCGCUCCUCACUAAAGACGGGUGGUGGUGCGGGUAGCGGUGGUGCUGGAGGUAGCACCACCACACAGGACAGCAGUGCAUCGACCGGUGGGGAGAUGACAAACUCCGACCAGCCCAGCACCGAUUCCGAGGUGGAACAUAACGAUGAUCCCGUGAAUAUGAUCCGCGGUGAGCGCGACCGGCACACGGUGGGCAUGCUGAAGGGUGGAGGAAUUGUGAUGAUCGGCAACAGCCAUCCGAUGGUGGGAGGAGGAGGAGGCGGAGGAGGGCACGGUGGUGGUGGUGGUGGAUCGCCCGAAGCGUGGAGUACGGCAAGCGACAGCCCGACGCCAACGAACAGUGUGGCGGAACGUCCGUGGGCCAACCAGACCCUGUGGCAGGGGUUGGUGUGCGAGGAGCAGCGGCAGCUGCUGGGCACGGAAGAGGAAUCGUCCGAUCGGCACAGUAGCGACGAGGACGAGCAGGAGAUCGAUCUCGAGUAUUUCUAUCAGAUUUCGCAAACGCAGAAAGAUUACUAUCUGAAGCAGUUCCGCUCGAUUCAGCCAGAUGUGCACGGGCUGGUGACGGGACCGGUGGCAAGAGUAUUUUUCGAAAAAUCACGCAUCCCGAUCGAUGAACUGCGGCACAUCUGGCAGAUGUGCGAUGUGACGAGAGAUGGAGCGCUAAACUUGGCCGAGUUCACCGCCGCCAUGCAUCUGGUGGUGCUGCGUCGCAACAACAUCCCCGUACCGGCCACACUCCCACCCUGUCUGAUGCCCACGCUUCUGCAACAUUCGCUGCUGCAGCCAGGCGCUGGCUCGGGUGGAACUUCCGGCACAACCGGAGCAGUUACGGCCGCUGCUUCCGGCGAGCUCUCGGCAGCAGCAGCCAGCACGUCGGCGAACACAUCCGCAUCGAACGAAAGAACCGAACCGGCCGAAGCUGAUCUGCUGCAUCUCGAAAGUGAUGACAACGUGGAAAGCAGCAACCGGAAGCGGUUCGAUGCACACAAAGACUACCAGCGUAUGGUGCCGGUACCGGACUCGCUAGCCUUCGCGAAGGUUACCUCGACCGGGAGCGGGAAUGUUAAUGCUGGUGCAGCACACGACACCAGCCCACCUUCCGUGUCGUCGACGACCGGGAUAGGUAGCAGCACUGGUUCCGCUUCCGUCGCGAAUGCAACGAAGGGUAGCAGCAGUGGUAGCAACAGCAGCAGUACGGCCCUCUCCACGACUGGCGGUCGAAAAACGCCACCGAACGUUUCGCCACCGGUGCUAGCGCAACAGCAGAACGUGACCGGUUCGGGGCAGAAGGUGAAACCGCCUGCCGAACAUACGGUAACGCCGCCCAAUACUAAACCAACCAAUAAGGAGUGGAACUCAACCACGAAAGAAUGGACCAAAUUCAUGGAAUCUCCCACAUCGAACGUCUCUAGUCCGGGUCCAAAGCCGGUCAACUUUGAUCUGCAGCGAACGACGCAAGCGAUCGUGUCCAAUCCACACAUCGUGCAUCCUGUUCCGCUGCGUGUAACACCCGUCGGUGCCGAAGCAGUCGAUAAUGGAAGUCUAGUCUACGGCAGCGACCUGCCGGUCGGAACUGGUGGCCUGAUGGUGGUACAAUCGAGGGACGAUUCCAGCCCCAAGCAGCAGCAGCAGCAGCAGCAGUCAGCAGCCCAACAGCCACAAUCACAGCAGCAGUCCCACCAUCACAGCACGCCCCGGGACUCGCUCACCAGCAGUGGCGAUCUACGUGCCAUCCAAAGACCGCAACCGAAGAAGCCCCCGUCGAAAGGGGUCGGUGCGAUACCGCCCCCACCGCAGCGCGAUUCCGCUGCGGCCCAUCCGGCACACGCGGGUAACGAAUCGAUGACCAUAUCGCUCGAUGCGUCCGGUUUCGCGGCGAGUUGCAGUGCCGGGUCGGCCGGCUCCACCACCCAACCGAGCACAAUCGAGCGUUUACCGAAAAAGCAGUCGAUCGAUCAGCAGCAGCCCCAGCCACCACCGCCCCUACCCCCGCCAAGACCCUCCACCCAUCGCCAUACGCGCAGCAGCAGUUUGGAUCUGAACAAGCUGAAGCUGACGACGAACAGCGCGUCCGUGGCACCGAUUAGCGAUCCGCUCAAGAUGCCACCACCGCCGGAAGUGCCGCCGAGGGUAACGCCGACCGGUGAGGCACCGAGCGGCACCGGUCACCGGCAGGCGCACGGAUUCGCGGACUUCACCCACUUCCCAAGCGGUGCCGGUGGAACGCAUCGUAUCGGGUCAAUGGGCGACUCGAGCAACGUCACAACGAUUCAUCUGGACGCGGCCGGCAACAUGACGCAUCAUUCCACACCGCGCGGUUCCGGCACGCUGCCGAAAUCGCUCGUCAUGCACCAACCGCGCAACAGCGCGUUCGAGGUGUACCGCAAACCGCACACCGACGGUCGGCUGGCGGCUCGCGGUUCUCAGUCACCACCGCACCAGCAACAACCGCCCCUGGUAACGUCGCGCAGCGUUGAAUCGUCCGCGGUGGUGUCGGGCGACUACGACAAGCGUAUAUCGGCACUGAGUGACAGUCUGAGGCAGGUGCGGUUCAAGGCGAACGAUCCGCCGCCCGUUAUGCCGGAUGUGUUGAAACAGCUGAAGGAGCAAAAUUUACUGCUGCUCCGAAUAUGCAACGAUUUGAGCGAGGAGCUGCUGCACAUUCAGCAGAAACGCGAAGACAUUCGCAUCAAGAUCGAGCUGCAGGAGCAAAUACUCGGUGGAGGAAGUUCCGGGUCGGGCAGCCUGUCAACCGGGCCCUCCUCGUUGCCGGCCGUAUCUUCCCAUUCGCACCAUUCGCAUCAUCACGCGAACCUAUGAACCGAUACGGUUACGGGUUGAACUUUUUGUUUAGGUAUCGAGUUGGGGUUUCGUCGUUCUCCCCCCCCCCCACUCAGCACUCUGGUUCGCACGAAAGCCAUAUAGAUAGCUAGCUCGAUAGGACGCGGUCCACCAAAAAUGUUAAAUCUCGAAGCGCAACCCGAUGGCGUGAAUGGCGUGUGUUGCUGUUAGUGGAUUAAUCUAUCUCAUGUUGUAAAGUUGAUACUCAUGCUUGCUACGAGUCCUCUCGGUUAGGGAGGGGCAACACACAUUACAGUGGUUGUGUUUAUCUGCUUAAAUGUACAAAAAACCCAAGCUUGGCUUACCUGCAUGUUGCUUACCCGCGCUCAAUCUUUACCCCAUGUUUGGGUGAACCUGCCCCUCCCCUAUAGAGACUACAUUUGCUGUACAUAACCACGCUGUACUUUCCGAUCUGCACACCAGAAACAGAACACUCAUCACCGUAUAUCGAAAUCAUGUUGGCAAUCGCGAUAUACACCCUUUACUAAGUGGACAGUGUUGCGAAAAUGGGUGAGUAGUAUGGUCCAAGCUCUCCAGGUUAGCCUAGCUAAGUUCCUCUCCCUUUCAAGUCUGUAUAACUUAUACCCCGGCUGCUCAUCGAAUUUGCUUACCCGUCGGUUGGACCUGGGUUCGUACAAACAGCACGUCUUUUAUUAGCUUCUCGAAUGCAGGUAGCGCUCGAAGGGUAAUUAGGUAUCAUCGUCGUCGUCGUCGUCGGUCGAUUUAAUGUGCUUUAAAUCGUUAAACAAAAACUGUGUGUGCAUGCUGGCAAACGGGAUCACUGUUAACUAUUAACGCAAAAACAAAACACAGAUAUCGUACGAUGCCAAGGAUGAUGGCGCGUGUGCGAAUGGUUUUAAAUCUUAACAUAUUUUAAUGCACAUUUAGUGUAGCUAUUUAGUGUAGGACCGAGGCGGUAAACGCAACAAGAUUACAACGGAGAUGCGAGAUUUGCGCCGCGAUCUUUAUAUCACGAUGGUAGUAACUAGUAGCAGCAGUAGGUUGGAUCAUUCGUUCAGUGAUCAGCGCCAGUUUCCUUUCCGUGCUAAAAUACAAAACGAGCUGUAAGUAAAAGAAGCGCGAGAAGCCCGUUAAACGCAAAGUAAAAUAUUAUAUAUCUAAUAUAUGUAUAUUCAUAUAUAUAUGUAUAACUACCAAAAGAAACCGCACACACUAGCCGACGGUGCAAACGAUCAUCGUGUGCGAAUUUAAACGUAACGUUCGUCUACUGUCUAUCAUAACUACACGGGGACGCGCGCAUGUGAUGAGGCGAAACAGCGCAAACAAUGUGAGUGUGUGUUUGUUAAGUUAAGUUAUUCUUCAAAAAAGGUUGAUUCAAUCUAAGAACCACCACACACACGCAACACCCGAAGCUUGUUGUUGGUUGCAUUUUGUUGUGUGACUGCUUGUGUAAAAGGGAAGGAAUCAGUAGAACCUCCCCCCACCCGUGAGGUCUAUUUUAUACGAAUACGAAUUACAUGAUGCGUUAGGACUACUAGAUCAAUAUUAAAAAUUCCCCAAAACGAAUCGUAAAAAAAUGAUGAAGAGCGAGAGAGAGAGACAGACAGAGAUUAUUUAUAGAGUGGAAAAGAUGUCUGUGUGUGUGUGUUUGUGUGGGAAAAAGCGAUAAAAAGUUCUAUAUAUAUUUUUCAAACAAUCCUCCCAGAAACAACUUAUAUCGCGAAGUAAUUAUCGGCGUCAAAUUGUGCGUUCGAAGCUCUUUAAGGCCUGACGAUGACUGACGAAGUAUUGACGAAGGCGCUACGGACGCUCGGUUUAGGGAAUUAUAAGGCAAAGGUUCCGACGAGGAAGUGAUCGCCACUGGAUGCAAUUUUAGGAUGUCUCAGGCUCUGUUCGGGUUCGGUCCGGUGGCAGGGCCGGGGUUCAAAUCCCAUCCAGACCGCCUCCUCACCGUACGUAGGGCUGACUACUUUGCUACGGGUAAAAUCAAGUCACAGAAAGCCAGAAAUGGCAGGCCGAGACCUCUCUCGAGGUUGUAGUGCCAAGGAAGAAGAAGAAGAAGGUUCUAAUUUACUUUUUCUCCACAAAAAAACUGAACUUCUUUUACGAAGAUUUUAUGCGACAAAAAAUCGUACCAACAAAGGCUGCUACUGUUGCGGUUUCGGUUUACUCAGCUGCUGCUGCCACUGCUGCUGCCACUGCUGCUGCUGAGUGCUGCUGUCGGUUGGUACAGUGAAGCGCGUAUCAUAAAUUCGUUUAAUUCCUUUUCUUUUUCUCUUGGUCCCACUCCCUUUUCGUCGUUACAAGAAAUGAAUGACAUGUUCAAUGUCAAUGAUGCCCAUAGUGAAAGAGCCCCUAUUUUGUGCUGUGUGUGCGGUUUGCAUGACUCGCGGAACCUGGAUAGAGACGGAGCGAGCGAGCGAAAGAGAGCGAUGGAGGAAGUAAGAGACGGUUGAAUAAAAUCGAAGCAUGUGUCAUUCUCCAGAAAAAAAA
Anopheles stephensi (Asian malaria mosquito) is the source of this 6758-nucleotide messenger RNA. It is a transcript of the gene Reps, whose product is annotated as ralBP1-associated Eps domain-containing protein 1. The coding region runs from base 1023 to 4283 and encodes 1086 amino acids. Gene Ontology annotation, cellular component: cytoplasm; plasma membrane. NCBI's taxonomy places the organism in Eukaryota, Metazoa, Arthropoda, Insecta, Diptera, Culicidae. The transcript is spliced from 6 exons. The record is from RefSeq and is a predicted model, not a curated record. Gene Ontology annotation, molecular function: protein binding; calcium ion binding. Gene Ontology annotation, biological process: endosomal transport; endocytosis.